Molecule: messenger RNA, 7901 nt
Organism: Hypanus sabinus (Atlantic stingray)
Lineage: Eukaryota; Metazoa; Chordata; Chondrichthyes; Myliobatiformes; Dasyatidae
Gene: syngr3a
Product: synaptogyrin 3a
Exons: 4
Coding region: 115-786 (223 amino acids)
Cellular component (GO): neuromuscular junction; synaptic vesicle membrane
Source: RefSeq, a predicted model, not a curated record
CGCCGCACGGGGGCGCGCUCUUGCGCAACCGCAGGGAAGUGCUCGUCCUCGCCGCCCGUCUCCUGUACUUGAGGCGGAGGCUGAGCGAGAGCCAGACAGAGAGGAAAGCUCAAGAUGGAAGGAGGUGCAUACGGCGCUGGAAAGGCUGGGGCUGCUCUUGAUCCCAUCGCUUUCCUCAAACAGCCCCAAACCAUUCUCCGCAUCCUCAGCUGGGUUUUCUCCAUUGUUGUAUUUGCUUCUAUUGUGAAUGAAGGCUACGUCAAUAACGGCAGCAAUCAACUUUACUGUGUCUACAAUAAAAAUGACAGCGCCUGCAACUAUGGCAUUGCAAUUGGGAUCAUGGCCUUCUUCAUAUGCAUCCUGUGCUUCACCCUGGAUUUCUACUUCCCACAGAUGAGUAGUGUAAAGGACAGGAAACAUAUUGUAAUGGGAGAUCUGGGACUUUCAGGACUCUGGACAUUCUUGUGGUUCGUAAGCUUCUGCUUUUUGGCAAAUCAGUGGCAACAAACCCCAUCAGCCGACCUUCCGUUCAACCAAGGUGCCGAUGCUGCGCGGGCUGCCAUUGCCUUUUCCUUCUUUUCUAUAUUGUCCUGGGCUGGUCUAACCAUUAAGGCAUGGCAGAGGUACCAUUUGGGAGCUGACUCAUCACUCUUCUCCCACGAUCACUUGGACGCUGGCCAUCCACCAUUCAGUACUGGAAUAGAGAACACAGAAACCUUCCAGAGCCCACCAUUUGCUGAAAACCUGGGUACAACCUCCAAGGGAUACCAAAUGCCAUCGUAUUAGAGACCAAAGGUCCUACUUGUCACUUAGAAAUACAGUUUCCCUUUUGUUGGCCUAGAUAGAUUUCUAAUCCAGCCUAUCAGAGAUCAGAUCUAUUUAUUGCCUUUUGUGUAUCCUCUUAGCCCCUCCACACUGUUUGAACUACGUCUUGUCAAUUCCCACCAAGAGUCCUGAUCUACUGCGUGAACUUGCGAACAGUUUGCAUUUUGCAACCGUUUUUCACAAACGAUCAAGUCAAAUUGUUGAAGGAACUUGUAAAGCUGCAUGGGGACUUGAUAUUUAACUAAUUAAACUGAAGCCUAUGUGGGCCAAUGGAAAAGGGAUAUUGUAAUACAGAUCUUAUCUGUGGUGCAAUGUGGUUCACUGGUUGGUUAGCUGCAAGAGUACUAAAGUGCUGUCCAAGAUCAUUAGGCUUUUCAUGUGCUAAACUGAUGUUGGGUAACCUUUCUUUGGCUAAUAGUGUAGUGUACUCACUAUAUUAGAGGUAUUGUCAUUCUUGUAUUAAUAUGUAGAAUAUACUUUGGAAACAGCCUCUUCCAACAAUAAAGCACCUAUUUAGUGUUUUAGGAACUCUCUCCUUGUUUAGGCUGUCUGUGAACUCAUGAUUCACUAUUCCACAUGAUGUGCUAGGUUUUCUAGUAAGUGUAUAAAGCUUUAACUUGUCAAUGCUCAGAGCUAAGUGGGGAUGUGAAUUUUGUCUGUAUUCCUGCUGUCUGAAUUAACUGUAUAGUUGCAAAUUGUAAAAGAUCAUAGAGCAACUUAGAAACAAGUCAGCUGAACUUUUGAAUAGGUACCAUGCAAAUAUUUUAAAAUACUGUUUUAUACAUGUGAUUGCAGAUGUAUAUGAUUGAAUAGAAUAUUACUCAAAUAGUAUUGAUUGUGAUUUUAGUACAGCCUGACUGUUUCUAUAUAACCUAAGGUUUUGUGUGUGUGUGUGUGUGUGUUUUUGUAUGGUAAUCUCAUUCUUAUAGUAGGUCUGUGAAUGGAAUUGUACAUGAAAUAGAUCAUAAGUAACCCAAAGGGGAAAGUCACCACACAAAACAGAAGGGAGUCUCUUAAACCUCUGUAAACCAGGAACACCUAAUCUGUUCCUUGAGCCUUCAGGUCCAUGCCAUCAAAGUAUGCUGGAACUCUUUUGACUAUGGAUAAGAGAAUGUAAUUAAACAAUGUUAAAACAGUCUGAAACAUCCUAUAUCCUUUUGUGAUGUAUGUACGUACUGCCAGUUGGAUAAGUGUAUCCUUAAUAUUUGAACUUUAACCUUUUUCACCAGCAUACAACCUUUGUAACAAUUUAACAAAAUGAUGCCAGGACAACAAAGUGCAAUUUUGUAUUUUUAUUUUGUAGGGAAUCAAUUAAAUGUCACAAAUGCAAGACUCAAACAAAAUUACUUAAAAUAUCAGCAAUGGUGCAAGUUUUGAAUUUAAUUUUCUAAUCACAGAUGUGCCAAGCAUUUUAUAAAGACUAAAUAAAUAUGUGGGCUGGUAAAGUGGAAAUAUUUUCCAGUUUGAUCAUUUGGGAAUUUAUCUUGAAGGGAAAUGGGAUCUAAUAAUCAGACAUAACUAAUAAUUCACUUGUAUUUGAAUUCACCACUUCCUAGGAUUGUUUCUGACAGUGUGUUUAUUUAAACUGACCACACAUCCAGAGAAAGUGUCUUGUUACUAAACCAAUUCUGCGAUUUCCUACUUUAUAUUUAAGUAAUUCCUCCACUUGAACACAAUGUAACUUUAACAUUACAAGAUUUAAUACAGAUUCUAAAUAAGAGGAAAAUUAAAUGACCUGCCUGCAAGUGCUUACAAUUAUUUUCUUAGUAAAAUUAAUUUAACAGGGCUAAAUUAGCUGAUAUUAACUCCAUACUGACACAUACUGCUGAUAUUUUGUUUUGUAGAGAAACAAACAGUGCCUUUUUUUAAAGUUUAAUGAAACCAAACAUCACAAUAAUCCUUUUGACUAUGUGAAUGAUAUAUGGGGAGUAGGGGGAGUGAGGGAUGCUGAAUCUGUAGGUUAAGAUAAAUCAUAUUAAUGAUAGAGUAUUGCAAAUGUGGUUUGCAUAAAUUUGCCAGAGUAACUGUUAACGCUUGUAUAUAGCAGUUAAAAACCCUUGUUUGUAAGAGAGACGACCUAAGCAGCACCCUCUUCAAUGGCCUGCAAUCUAAGUCCUUAAAGGCAAUAAAAUGCAGAAAUAUAAAAAGGUGCCGAUUAAAUUCAUAGCCACCCAGAAGAAUAUUAUGCAGCCCAAAGUAUUUGUGUCAGGUUUCUCAAGAACUAUCCAAUUAGUCCAUCUACUUGUCUUUCCCCACCAACCUACAAAUAUUUAUCCUCUUCCCUUUUUAGGAGCUAGUAUUGAAUUUGAAUGAAUCAAAAUUAACAUUACUAGUUGCAUAUGCUUUUCCCUCUCUCUCUUUGCAUACUUAGUUUACCUCUGCCUCCUCUCUUAACAAUUCAUUCGCCAGUUAAAACAAUUUUUCCACAUUUGUUUACACAGAUUUGAACACGUCUUUCAAAUAUUGUCUCUGGCCUCUCUAAAAGGAAAAGAUCUUGUGUGUCUCUCUUCACCUAUAUAAAGUCACUCAUUGUUGGUGCUGUUCUGGUAAAUAUCCUCUACACCCUAUCAAAAACAUUCAUAAUCAUUCUACAGUGCAAUGGCUGGAACUCAGAACAAUAUUUCUAGUAGGGUUCAUGCAACCUUUUGGGAGGCUUGCAUUUUUUUUAUUGUAGGACUUAAUUUAGCCAAGAUCUCACUGAACCCAUGUUUUGCAACAUGUCCUGCAACUUUAAAAAAAAACUUGUAUACGCUUACUGCCACUCGAUAAUGAUCCCAUCCAAUCUCAUCAAUGUUCCUACAGCUCUUUUAAAAUUGCAGCAUUUAAUUCAUAUUGACGUACUUUUCUAAUGAAAAUCACUCGUACUUCUAUAUGUUACAGUUCAUUUUCCAAGUAUUUGCUCACUUAACCCAUUCUGUAUUCCUGGAAUGUGAUACUACUCACUAUUUACUCAAUUUCAUAAUUUCAAAGUUUUCAAAAAAAACUAUCUUCCCUAUACAUUAUGUCCAGGUCACUGAAAUAUAUUAAGGAAAAAUGUUUAAAAUGUAUACAGUAUCAUUAAUUCCUUUCUUGAAAAGCUCUUUCUGCCACUUAGCCAAUUUUUAAAAAUCUACCCCCCUUAAUCACAUGGGCUUUAAUUUUGUUAACAUGCCAUGCGAUCUGUCAAAUGUAUUUUUUGAUGCUGGUCUUUCCAUUUUGAGAACUGGGUUCAAGCUAUCCUGAACAGUUAGGACUCCCUCGUUGAGAGAGGAUCUUUAAUCCAAUGUAAAAAGUAGUUAUACUUGGAGAAGUUCAAAUAAAUCCUUUACCAGUAGCAGGUGUGGCUUUCUAUUUGGCUUUUAGCUGGCAAUGUCAUUUAAUCGGGCCCCAAGAUUGGUGAUGUGGAGCAAAGAUGGAGACUUUAGAGCUUGGGAUAAAUGUUGAGGCAUGUCGAUGUAGUUCUCAUUUCUGUCAAGGUAUGUGGCAUAGUCAGGACUUGAAGCCUUUUGAUAGCAAUUUUAAUUUCAAGAUACUUGGUCAGGAAACCAUCUAGUACUUUGUACCAUUGAUGCAAUUUCUAUUGGGCAUUAAGUGAGCUUGAAUAACUGUUUACAAACAUAUUAAUAACAGUUUUAAAUAAGUAGAAGCCUUUCCCAUGUUACCCAAUUUAUUCCUGAACUUGAGGAUAAGAGCCAGUCAAGAUAGACUUGCAAUCUUCCUAAAGGAAACAGCCUUGCCUCCACUUGAUCUAAUAGUUUCUUAUGCUAUAUGCUUUUAGUUAGCGAUACCUUUGCUUCAAACCUCAGUCUAGGUGUGCAAUUUCACACGUUUAUUGUCCUCUGUGCAGCUAUGUUUUAGUGUUGUUUAUCCCCUUAACUGUGUACUUUCUGAAAUCCAUUAUUAGUUGUCAUUACUUGUAUGUCCAAGUUAUGAGAUUGUGGAUUCAAGUCCCAGCUCACAACAAUGUAGAUGAAUUUUCCAGUGCAGACUGAGGGAAUGCUCUACUGUUGGUGGCAUCGUAUAUUCUGUGAGAUGUUAAACUAAGACUUAAUAUGUUCUCCUGGGAAUUUACAAACUUCCUUUGGCUUGCUUUGAGGAACAUAUGCCUUAAACUUAUUGUGGGAGCAUGCUGUGUGGAUACCACUUUCUACAUUGUAAUAGUGACCAUAUUUAAAAACUACUUAUUGGCUCUAAAAUGCUCUGGAACAUUGUAAUAUUCACUUUUAACAUUGAAAUCAUGCCUCCUUAUGACAAGUGCUUUCCUGCUGGGAGGAAAACCUUUACAGAUUUUGAUGUUACGAAUUGAAUUUGUGGCAUUUACCAAGCCACAAUAUUGUCAUGAGUUGUUUCUGCAUAUAAACAAUAGCAGUUUUCAUUGCUAGUACUGCCAAAUUUAAAAAAAAUGUAACACUCCAGCAUUUAUACCAUUUAUUGAUGAACAGCUUGUAUGAAAUUAAUUGGGAUAAUCAAGCUUUAUGUGAAAUGAGCAUUCACUAAAGUGCAUUUGAAUUUAGUGUUCAAAAUCUAGGGAAAAUAGUCUCCAAUUGUAUUAGAGGAGAUUACUCAAACUGUGAUAAUUGAGGUGAAGUAAGGGGGUGGAGAACUGAUAGUUAACAGAUCAACUACAAUAUUUAUUAAAAGUGUUUGUAACAAUUUGCCAGGUUUUGUUUCAAGCAAAGUAGAGGACUACCAAUUUUCGUGAGGUUUUAUUCUUAUUGAGUUGAUUAGUGGUCAUAAUUGUGCUAGUUUAGAUUGCUUAAUUUUAUCACCUCAGGUAAAUAUCUGCUGUAGUUACUGUUUAUUUAGAAGUAGCAGAUUGGCACUGUCAAUGUCCGUGGAUAUGCUGAAACUAUGGCAUUUGGUUUUCUAAUCAUCUUAUGAACUUAAAAACACAACACAGAUUUACAGUACUUGACAACUUUAAUGAGGGUUCAGAAAAAUCAGAAGUAGCCAGGCAGCAACUGCCCAACCUUUUAUCAAAAAUGCAGAUCAAACAGGUUAGCCUAACUGAGCGAUAACAUUAUUUUCCUGGACUAAACGAUCACUUACGGUGGCUGUUAUGGACACACUCCAAUUUAAACAUUAACUUUUCAGGAAAAUGGUAAAUUACAUAUUUUAAAAAAAGUUUAGUCAGAAGAUUAGACUAGUGAUUUCAAACUACCUUAAAGGUCUCAGAUUAAACAAGUGUGGUAUGAAAUAAGUGUGCAUAUGGUCCAAUUUAGUGGUUUAUGCUCCCUACAUCAAAAGUACCUAAAAUACCCAUGUUGCCAUAUUGGCUAAGUUGAUGCCAAGAAACUGAACCCGCUGCUAGACCAGAUAUUGUGCUCCUUUCUUGCAUCAGACAUGUAUUAACACUCCUGCUGCAUGAUUAUGUUCUAGUCCAAGUGAUUAUAGUGACAGAAAAUUUGCAAACAGCAUUGAGUUAACUGAGUAGAACUACCAUCAUCUCUGCAUAGUCUAGGCAAGGCUACUGAUAGCUUAGCGCAGAGACUGAAGGACAUGAUGGCACAUGUACAUAACAGCGUAGCUCUCAAGCUGUAAUUGCUUGGAACUUUAGCAUUUUAAAAUAAACUCUUUGGAAAAUUCUGAUCAUUUGGUAUGGUGAAACUUGCUUUGCUCCGGAUAUGGCAUUAAAAAGCAGCAAGAAGUUGUUUUCUUGGAUCUGGGUCUGAUAGACAAUUAGUGGCUCACACUCAAAGUGAAUCACAAAGUUUGAUUUGGCUCCUCUAUCUCAAUUAAAUCUCAUUCAUUAAAUUUCAGGUCCUUGUUUUUAAUUCCCACCAAUAGCAUCACCCUGUCUCUGCAACUUUCUCCCACAUGAUUCUGAAUGCAGCACAAUGAUCCGCUCCACAGAAUUCCUUGGAGUGUUCCCUGUCUUGAAAGGGCUGUAACUGAUGAAGGUUCUGUACCUUGUUUUUAAAUUUCUUUCUGUGGUUUACUGAAGUGCCAAAGAAAAAUGCCAAUGCGCCAUAGGCAUUUUUAAAUGAACAGUUUUGUGGAAAUGAUUGUAAAUGAAUUCAAACAAAUUCUUUAAGGUACUGAGUUAAACUGAUACCAAGUAAAAAGUCAUUAAGAUCUGUGAUAACCCACUGCUUUAUCAUAACACAGCAAUUCGUUUUCCUUCAUGAAUUCUCAAUUGUAUAUUGGUUAUAGUUGCUUUUCUUGGGGACUUGAAAUGUUUUUGUGUGAUGAUGUCGGACUAUCUUUUUUUAUUUCUCAGGUAUUACAGGCCAUUAACUAAACGUUAACAUAUCAAUGCAUUACUGUCCAUAUGUGGAUAAGUGGACACUGCAUUAACUUUUGUUAUAUCCCAUACAAUUCCGUUAUGAACAAAUGUGCAAAACGCUGGAGGAACGCGCAGGCCAGGGAGCAUCAAUGGAAAUUAAUAAACAGCUGAUGUUUCGGGCUGAGGCCCUUCUUUAUGCCUCGGCCUGAAGUGUCAACUGUUCAUUUCCACAGAUGCUGCCCAACCUGUCGAGUUUGCCCAGUAUUUCAUGCUUGUUUGCUUUGGAUUUACAACAUCUGCAGACUUCCUCGUGUUUAUAAUGGUCCUUUAGUCAUAAAAUAACUUUGCACCUUGAAUCUUUAUUUUACAUUAGAUAAAUCUCAAAUUUUAUGCUUUGACUAAAUUUAAUGAGUUAUGGUUAAUGAAGUAAACUGAAAUUACAAUCUAGCAAAGAUCUAAUAGCACAAUCUUUGAAAGAUUACAAUCUGUAUUCUAACAUAAAAUGUUAAUUUUAAAAGCUAUCAAAUUGGGAUCUUUUUGUUUACAUACACAAUCAAAUCGUCAUUUCAUUGAAGAGAAAAGCAUAUUCAAGAAAGAUAAACCAAAAGGUUCCAGUGUGGCAAAAUGGUGCACAUUGUAAUACUCCCUCUUCACCAAGGUUCAUGGUUAAAAAGUACAGUACAGUUACUGUGGUGCUUAUGUUGUGUUAAAAUAGUGUCCACAAUCAGUGACGUAUGGAAAAUAUAAACAAUUAAGUGAACUACUGUAUUUACAUCUUGGUUUAUUUGUUCUUAAAGAACAAUGCUCUGUUGUUGUAAUCAGUAAUCUUGUGCCUGUGUACAAUAAAUUCUCAAUAAAGAUGUGUCAGUGC